AUGAAUUACAAUCCAUAUGAGUCCGGUGUGGACGACUACGAGAUGAGAAACACUGAGAACGUUUUUGACGAUUCUGCAGCAGCAUCAACACCGUAUGGUCCUACGGGGGGUGAACCAAACCUUAAUAGUAGUCCAGUUGAUGUAGGUGGUGCUGGUGCUGGUGCUGGUGUUGGUGAAAACGAUUUUGUAGAUUUUAUGGGUAAAAUCAAUCAGAUUAACAGUGGGCUAGAUACUUACGAGCAACUCAUCAACAAUGUUGAUUCCUACCACAAGAGAUUACUUGCUGAGGUCAAUGAAGACCAGGAGAUGCAGUUAAGACGUAUGUUAGAUGAUAUUGUUGCUCAAGCAGGAACCUUGCAGUAUCAAUUAAGAAAUGAAAUUAAAGAUGUUCAAAGGGAAGGUUUAAGAGAUGGUAGUAAACAGGCACAGGCUGAAAAUUGUAGACAAAGGUUUUUGAAGGCAAUUCAAGAUUACCGUAUUAUUGAAUCUAAUUAUAAGGAGGAAAACAAGGAACAAGCAAUGAGACAAUAUAUGGUGGUUCAGCCUGACGCAACACCAGAUGAAGUGGAAAAUGCAGUUAGUGAUGUUGGUGGACAACAAAUUUUCUCACAAGCACUUCUAAAUGCUAACAGACGUGGUGAAGCAAAGACAGCGUUAGCCGAAGUUCAAGCAAGACAUCAAGAAUUGUUAAAAUUGGAAAAGACAAUGGCAGAAUUGACCCAAUUAUUCAACGAUAUGGAAGAAAUGGUUGUUGAACAACAAGAACAAGUUGAUAAUAUUGACAAGAAUGUGGACGAUGCUCAAGAAGACGUGGAACAAGGUGUGGGUCAUACGAAUAAAGCUGUCACUAGUGCUCGUAGAGCAAGGAGAAACAAGUUGAGAUGUUGGAUCAUCGUCUUCGUUAUUAUUAUUAUCAUUCUGGUGGCCUCCAUUGUUCCGGCAGUUGUUGCUACUCAAACUUAA
Zygosaccharomyces rouxii is the source of this 963-nucleotide messenger RNA. It is a transcript of the gene SSO1, whose product is annotated as syntaxin. The record is from RefSeq and is a predicted model, not a curated record. Gene Ontology annotation, biological process: exocytosis; vesicle fusion; intracellular protein transport. The transcript has a single exon. Gene Ontology annotation, cellular component: SNARE complex; endomembrane system; plasma membrane. Bases 1 to 963 code for a protein of 320 amino acids. NCBI's taxonomy places the organism in Eukaryota, Fungi, Ascomycota, Saccharomycetes, Saccharomycetales, Saccharomycetaceae. Gene Ontology annotation, molecular function: SNARE binding; SNAP receptor activity.